Messenger RNA from Chlorocebus sabaeus (green monkey), 751 nucleotides. It is a transcript of the gene SMR3A, whose product is annotated as submaxillary gland androgen regulated protein 3A. Gene Ontology annotation, biological process: regulation of sensory perception of pain. Lineage: Eukaryota; Metazoa; Chordata; Mammalia; Primates; Cercopithecidae. The record is from RefSeq and is a predicted model, not a curated record. Gene Ontology annotation, molecular function: endopeptidase inhibitor activity.
AACCGAAAGGAUGAAAUCACUGACUCUGAUCUUGGGCCUUUGGGCUCUUGCAGCGUGUUUCACACCUGGUGAGAGUCAAAGAGGCCUCGGGGGACCAUAUCCACCUGAACCACUGUCUCCUUCUCCUCCUCCAUCACCUUUUCCGUUUGGACCAGGAUUUGUUCCACCACCCCAUCCUCCACCCUAUGGUCCAUGGAGAAUUCCACCACCCCCUCCUCUACUCUAUGGUCCAGGGAGAAUUCCACCACCUCCUUCUCUACCCUAUGGUCCAGGGAGAUUUCCACCAUCUCCUCCUCUACCCUAUGGUCCAGGGAGAUUUCCACCACGCCUUUCUCCACCCUAUGGUCCAGGGAGAAUUCAACCACUCUCUCUUCCUUCCCCUUAUGGCCCAGGUUAUCCACAGCCACCUUCCCAACCAAGACCCUAUCCACCUGGACCUCCAUUUUCCCCUGUAAUUUCUCCAACUGAUCCUGACCUCCCUAAUCCUACACCCUAAAUACAGACAACUGCAACAGGUGCCACCACCACUGCAAAAGGCACCACUACCCUCAUAACCACUGCUUCUACUCUCCAAAAAUAAGAAUUUCAACACUACUUCCAAGAGACUUUUAGAUAAAAUGGCUUUCAUUUUUGAAUGAGAAUAAACAUUUCCAAAGCAUUGCGUUUUGGGAGAAAUAUCUUAGAAAUUGUGAAACAAUCCCCAUGAACCUUUAUAUCAGUAGGGAAAAAUAAAGAAUUGAGCAACAAUAUG